GCUUCCUCGUUUUCCCUCUGCACUGACGGCAAGAACAUUUUAUAGACUUUUUUUACGAGAAUACUGUGGUAUGGUGGGUACUUCAGAGGUACAAGGUUCAGGCUGGUCAUCAGUGCAAACAGAGCAACAGGUGGAUGAUGGCGUGCGUGUUGGUUUGUCUCCUUCUGGCUGUCCGCCUGAUUGGGCCGUCUGCCUCACUGUCAUCUUCAGAAGGGACGGAGCAGGCCUCUCCAUGCCCACCUCCAUGGCUCCUGUUUGGGCUGAGAUGCUUCAGUUUCUACCCUGUGUGGAGCUCCUGGAGCACUGCUAAUUCUCUCUGCUCUCAGACAGGAAGUGACCUGGUGUCGCUUCACACACCAGAGGAAAGGCAGUUUGUCCUUCAGCUAGCAAGCACACACACUCCUGUGUGGCUGGGUGGAUACCAGGUACAACAGAAUGGCUCUUGGUUUUGGAGUGACAACUCCCCGUUCAGGAUCAACAGCUGGACCAAUCAGAGGCAGGGGAAGACCAGUGAGGGCGGGGCUUGCCUAGCAAUGACACCAAAGGGUGGAGAGCUGCACAGCGCCCCCUGUGGAGAGCUCAGGUUCUACAUCUGCUCCACCAGACCCGGCUCCACUGUCUCCUCCAGCAACAGCAAACCGGUUGGGCCAGGCAUCGUCCCCGGUGUGAGUCUGUUUGACGUUUUGUGGAGUUACAGCGACGUGUUGGCAGAGGAGAUUCUCCGCUCGUCCUCCUUCAUCAUUGAGCUCCGGUCCGGCCAACUGUCACAGCGCUGCUACACCAGCUUCACCCAGCAGAAGGCGCUCUAUCUGCACCGAGUCAGCAACACCCUGGAGGCCCUGAUUAGUCGUUUACAGGAAGCAGAUGACAUGAGAUCACUGCUGCUGGACACACUCAAACACUACAGCUGCAGAAACCAGAGCCUCCUCGCUGUGCCUCCCCCACAGUGGCUCCACCGCUCCCUCCAGUCUUUCCACUCAGUGGUCCAGGAGGAGCCAGUCUACUGGCUGGUGGCUCUGUCGGCGCAGGCUUGCUUCCGUCACUUCCUGUCCAGGGAGCUGCUCUUCUCUGAGCUCAGGCCUGGUGCCCAGCUGGUGUCUGGGGCUGAGGUUAAUGCCAGUAACCUCCCCCAGGAGUGGAGAGAAGACACACUGUGGGAGGUCACCUGGAUACACAGGUACAGAACGGUGAUAGAGGAACACCAGGAUCACAUGGACGUGUAUAAAGCUAUAAACAUAUUCAGAGAGCACAUGAUGAACCAGAAGAGUCUCUACAAGGUCGUGACCUGUGAUGAAGAGGGUGAUAGAUGAAGAAGAGGAGGAGGGCAGCAGGGUAGGGCUGCUGAUGAAGUAUUUUUCCAGACAAAAGCAACAGACUGAAACAGAGCUCUCCACAAGAAAAUCUCUUCUACAGUUCACACCACCUGAUGCCCCAAAUGGUGAAUUUAAAGCACUGCUAUUUUUAUUAUAAAAGGUAAAACCAUUUUAAAAUUGUAUUAGUGUGUUUACUGUGUAUUUAUAUUCAGAAAUGUAAACCUUCUCUCACCCUCCUCCUCCUCAGAUGGAUGGUUUCUAUAAUGUCAUAAUGUUUGUUUUCAAUUAGGAAACCACAGUGACCUUAUGUGAAUGACUUAUCAUUUCAUGAUAAUCAGUACCUUCUUAUGUUGUUGGUAACUGUGAUCCUCUGCCUCUGCUAUUACAGUAUAAAUCAAUCUUCACGUCUUUCUGUUAGUGUUUGUUUUUGUCGAUGACUUCCUGUUGAGUUCACACACACUUUGUCAAUAAUAAAGAGUCCUUAA
This is a messenger RNA of Epinephelus moara (kelp grouper), 1798 nucleotides long. RefSeq lists its product as uncharacterized. The record is from RefSeq and is a predicted model, not a curated record. NCBI's taxonomy places the organism in Eukaryota, Metazoa, Chordata, Actinopteri, Perciformes, Serranidae. The coding region runs from base 135 to 1310 and encodes 391 amino acids. Gene Ontology annotation, molecular function: signaling receptor activity. The transcript is spliced from 13 exons.